AUGACAUGUCGUCAUUACACUCCGUCGACCGACGCUGUUCUCGGUUGCCGACCGAGUAAUGCUGCGAAGCUAGGCACUAUUCUGUACCAGAUUUUACUGGACCGGUGCUGGAGGCGGUCCGGCACGCUGCUUUACCGUCCGAACCAAAGAAAGGCUUGUUGUCCUCACUACUCCAUACGCUUGGAUGCAAAUGCAUUCCACGCUUCACGAGACCAGCGUCAGGCUGUCAACAGGUUCAGCAGGUUUAUUAUCGGGGAUGAAUAUGCCAGAGUGGCUGCCCGCGUGAAUCCUCGUUCCCGUGCAGAAACAAAGCGACGUGAUACGACGUUCGAUCUAGUUGAGCGCGUUCAUGAGGCUGAAAGCGACAACCUACCACCACUCCCUUCAAGUCGCGGCCACAAGGCUUACAAAACACAGAGGGCCGUCGGCGACAACGAUGGCCAAGCAGCAUCAGUCCCAUUGCCAGUGGAACCAGAACUGACAAAGACCAUUGAACCCGCCCACCGGUUUGUAGUGACCUUGGAGCCAGAUACAUACAGCGACGAAAAGUACGAAGUUUUUGAAAACUACCAGCGCAUGGUGCACAAAGAACCACCGUCCAAGAUCUCCAAACGAGGCUUUACCAACUUUCUGUGCAACUCUCCUUUGCGACGAGAAACCUUUACAGAAAGGAGUGGCCGGCAGAAAAAACUCGGCUCGUUUCACCAGUGCUACCGUCUUGACGGCCGCCUCGUCGCCAUUGGCGUUCUUGACCUGCUACCAGACUGCGUUAGUGCCGUCUACUUUUUGUACCACGAGUCAAUUCAUAAUCUCAGCCCUGGCAAACUCGGCGCGCUUAGAGAGAUCGCGCUGGCUCUCGAGGGUGGCUAUCGUUGGUGGUACUCAGGCUACUAUAUCCACAACUGUCCCAAGAUGCGGUACAAGAUUGAUUUUGCGCCGCAGUAUGUGCUCGAUCCCGAGUUACCCUCCAGCUGGGAUCUCUUGGACAAAGAGGCACUGGCCAAGUUCGAUAAACAGCCCUACGUGAGCUUCUCGCAUGAGCGGGUGGAGGAGUAUAAAACGAAGCUGCUGAAGCAACACCCUAACGGCGACAGCGACAAUUAUGGCUUUGGCCUUUUCGGUCUGGGAAAACCGUUGACAUUCCAUGGGCCGGCAGUAGAGGAGCACACACCUGAUGGAGGUGACGCCGUGGCAGGCACGAGGGAAGAAUCGGGGGAACCAAUUGCCGCCCUUGACGGUGAAGCCAACAAUGGCGACGACGAUGACUCGGAUUCGGACGCUGAGAAUAGUGACUCGCCGAAUGUACCGCUCUUCACGAGCAAUAUGCCAGGCCUACCGUCCAUGGCAACCGUCGCUCGGUACCACCUCGAUGACAUCCCGAUUCUGACAUCGCUGCAGCCAACCAUGUUUCCUGUUCAUUACCUGGCUGUAUGGGACGAGGGCACAGUCACGGAUGGCACGAGUUUCAAGAACAAGGUGGCGGAACUGGUGGCGAUGAUGGGCUCCGACCUCAUCCCUCAACUCUGCCUGGACUUCCGGAGACACCCAUCAUAG
Sporothrix schenckii 1099-18 is the source of this 1554-nucleotide messenger RNA. RefSeq names its product arginine-tRNA-protein transferase. The transcript is spliced from 2 exons. Lineage: Eukaryota; Fungi; Ascomycota; Sordariomycetes; Ophiostomatales; Ophiostomataceae. The record is from RefSeq and is a predicted model, not a curated record. Gene Ontology annotation, cellular component: cytoplasm. Gene Ontology annotation, biological process: protein arginylation. Gene Ontology annotation, molecular function: arginyl-tRNA--protein transferase activity. Bases 1 to 1554 code for a protein of 517 amino acids.